CGUGUGUGUGUGUGUGUGUGACGUCACCACCCGCUCCAGAAUCUAUAGAGCUCCAUUUAAGGUGAUUUUCACUUGAACUCGCUGAGACUCGGAGCUCCAGAGGAAGAGGAAGACUUCAGUGAUCUUCAUCUCGUGUAAAAAUGAACGUGGAUCAUGAGGUCACACUGCUCGUGAAUGAGAUUCACAGAUUGGGCAGUAAAAAUGCAGACGGUAAAAUCAGUGUGAAAUUUGGUGUCCUGUUCAGUGAUGACCAGUGCGCUAACCUGUUCGAGGCCCUGGUCGGGACACUGAAAGCCGCCAAGCGGAAGAAGGUCAUCACGUUCCAGGGCGAGCUCUUACUGCAAGGAGUUCACGACAAUGUUGAUGUGAUACUGCUGCAGGAGUGACCUGAGCUUCAGUCAGAUAAAAAAUCUCCCUCUCUGAGAGCCUGGUCUUAUAGUCCUACAGCGAGCUGGAAACACUGACCCGUGUGUCUUUAUAUACUUUUAUAAACCUGCUUUCUUUUCUCACAUCCUCCAGAAGUGAUUCUGUUGAGUUUGAUUGAAAAUUCGUGAAUAUUUUUGCAGAAAUAAUUCUAAUCUGCAUUAUUUUGAAAAAUUUGCGUGUCCAUUCCUGCGAUCACAAAAACUCCUGGAGGAUCUGCUUUGCUGAGGUGAAUGAGAAUGUUUUAACUGAAAGGUGUUGUUUUUAAAUGACCAAAGCUAGCACCGUAUGUCCAACUGGUCUUCUCUCAGAAUAAGAUAAAUCUCCUGGAAAACUUGACCUCAGCAUUAAUUCUUCCCUGAGGCUGUUGUGUAACGAUUUGUGUUAAAGGAACUAGCCGAGCGCUUCCCUGGGCAGAGUUCUUACUGUGAAUCAGGGUCAGUUGUGCCAAAUGGUCAGUAGAUUAUUUAUGACUUUAUUAUGUGAUCAAGACGUUUAUGUCAAAGGUCAAAUGCGAGAGGUGUUUUCCACAUAGAAAAUUGAAACUUGACAUUUUGGGAAAUAGUUUAUAACAUGAUUAUAGCACAUGUUUUUGUACGCAUUACUGUACUGAUGAAAUCACGAGUAUCUCAGGCUUAAACUAUUCUCUUCUGGUUUAAUUCAGAAUAAACUCUUCCACUUGGUCAUGCA
This is a messenger RNA of Hemibagrus wyckioides, 1113 nucleotides long. It is a transcript of the gene abracl, whose product is annotated as ABRA C-terminal like. Gene Ontology annotation, biological process: regulation of actin filament-based process. Lineage: Eukaryota; Metazoa; Chordata; Actinopteri; Siluriformes; Bagridae. Bases 141 to 386 code for a protein of 81 amino acids. The record is from RefSeq and is a predicted model, not a curated record. The transcript is spliced from 3 exons.